Armigeres subalbatus is the source of this 1370-nucleotide messenger RNA. RefSeq names its product BTB/POZ domain-containing protein 19-like. Gene Ontology annotation, molecular function: protein binding. The transcript has 5 exons. The annotation marks the transcript as partial. Lineage: Eukaryota; Metazoa; Arthropoda; Insecta; Diptera; Culicidae. The record is from RefSeq and is a predicted model, not a curated record.
CUGGUCAGUCAGGCGAUCGUCCGUCUGGAAUCCCAAAGAAAAAACGAAGAGAGUUAACUGCUCUGGUUGGCUGCUGCACACUGCCGGUUUGGGCUCAGUCAGUCGGUUAGUGUCUUCAGUUGUCCAUAAGUGGGCCAGGUUCGUCGCUUUCCCAACUUAAAUCUCCGCAAUUUUUGAAAGGAUCUUAUUGAAAAUAGUGUUUACGUGACCGUUUCACUAUGCGCAGCAUCAUUAAAAUAACGACGUCUUUUGAAUUACGUUAGAUUAGUUGUUUUGAAAGGUUUUUUCAAUCGAUUGGAUUCACUGAUUUGAGGAUCAUUAUUUUUGUUGGCUUAUGCUUUCGGGUGGUGUGAGUGAGGUGCAAAAGAAUUGGCUUACCUGUUGCACAAACAUAAGCUCAGGAUCGAAGAUCUCGAUGUGUUUACGGUUGAUGCUUGUUGGUUUUAUCGCACGUGUUUUGUUUAUGCUCCAUCGUGCCCUAUGUGGUUUGUUGCGUAUUGCGUAAGAAAGCGAGACGCCGAUCAAAACAUAAAACGUGAUCAUUCUUUAGCGGGCUAGAGAACGUGUUUUGUGUAUUUACUUGAUUUGUUUACGACUCGGCGAGAGCUGGUGAAUGACCCAAGUGGUGCUGGGCCUGCGCGAGUGAAUUUAUUUUGAGACGCAUAUCGGCAAGGAAUCUCGAUUGAAUGAAAUACGAAAUUAGCUACCACAGUGACUCCGAGAAGAUGGGAAGCCGUGCGCAGUCUGUGAUCUGUGACAAGGUGCUGGCAGGAUUGCCGCAGCUGUUGGAUGAUCUACAGAAACUGUCCGACGAUCAGGACACGGCGGAUGUGGUGUUUAUUCUGGGGACAAUCGAAGAGAGGAUCUACGCACAUCGGAUUAUUUUGAUGGCAAGGUGCAAAUCCUUUCAAACACAAAAACGUGGCGAGAUAUGCCGAAUACCUGGAUGCUCGGUUCUCCCAUCUGCCCCCGGAACACCCACUCCCAUCCGUCUGCCACAUAUUGAACCGGACAUAUUUCGUCAGUUCAUUCUCUACGUGUACACUGCAAAGAUUAUGUUGCAGGACUCGAAGGUAUUCGAAAUGAUGACCUUGGCGCAGGAUCUUGGCGUUGAGGAGCUCAAAAUCGCCUGCGAGGAACACGUGAGAACCACCAUGUCGGUAGCCAAUGCAUGUACGUUUCUUGCCGCCGUUAUGGAAAUUCAAGAGAAAGCUUCAGGUGCAAAAUUUGCCACACCAUUUUUGGAGAAAUGCAUCACCUACAUCGCAGAAAAUGCAUCGGAAUGCGUAAAGACAAAUGCUUUUCUAAAUUUAACCAAGGAAGGAUUGAUUCAGGUCAUUUCCUAUGAUAAUCUUGGCUUAGAGGAAGAA